Molecule: messenger RNA, 12213 nt
Organism: Tyto alba (common barn owl)
Lineage: Eukaryota; Metazoa; Chordata; Aves; Strigiformes; Tytonidae
Gene: RSBN1L
Product: round spermatid basic protein 1 like
Exons: 8
Coding region: 47-2656 (869 amino acids)
Cellular component (GO): nucleus
Source: RefSeq, a predicted model, not a curated record
CUGUCGGUUGAGGCGAGCCGAGAGUAAAUAGAAGCAGGAGCCCAAAAUGGCGGAGUCGCCGAGUCCUGUUCGUGGCGCGGCGUCAGUCGAGCAGGAGCCGUUCGGCGGCAGGCCGGCCCCGGACGCGAAGGUCUCCCGUGGGUCCCAGCCAGCCGCCAAGAAGAUGAAGGGAGCCGAUGAGAGGAGUCUGAAGGGCACUAAGCGCGUCAACGGUGAAGGGGGCGGUGGUGGUGGCGGCAACGGCGGGAGCGGCAAGCAGUCGCUGCCGGCGGUCGUGCCGAGCUACAGCAGCCCCGCAGCGUGGGGCUUCCCCGCGCUUCCUUCUGGCCCCUCCGGGAGCGCGGGGGGCUUCGUUUUCCCGGCUCAACUGCCCCGGAAGCUGCUGUCGCCCGCCGUUUUGCUGCCGUCGUCCGCCUCCCCCUCGUCGUCUUACCAGCAGCACCAGCACCGCCACCACCGGCACCGCCUGGCUCUGGCCGCCGAGGCGGGAGGCUGCGGUGGCGGUGGGGCGGCCGGCGCUGGGGGCGGGAGCGCCAAGCCGAAGAGGCCCAAGGAAAAGCGGGACAAGGAGAGGAGGAAGCACGGGGCCCUGCCCAUGGUCGCGGCGGUGGGAGAUGGCGGCGGGGGCCUGAGCGCGGCGGGGCGGGAGGAGAACGGAGAGGUGAAGCUGCUGCUGCCGAAAGCUCAAAUUAAAGACAAAAUUAAAGAAAGGGAAAAGAAGCAGAAGGAGAAGAAGAAGCACAAAAUAAUGAAUGAAAUGAAGAAAGAAAAUGGAGAGGUCAAAUUAUUGCAGAAAGGUGGGAAGGAGAAACCAAAAACCAAUGCGGAAGAGCUACAGAUUAAAAAAGUUAAGAAGAAAAAGAAAAAGAAACAUAAAGAGAAUGAGAAGAGGAAGCGUCCAAAAAUGUACAGCAAAUCCAUUCAGACCAUCUGCUCAGGAUUGGUUUCUGAUAUUGAGGAUCAGGAAUCCAAAGGCAUCGUAGAUGAUCAUCUUAAGGAUUUCAGUGGGAAAAAUAUGGAUCCCAAGAAGGACUGUGAGUCCAAGAUACCAGAGAACAGUGAGUUUCCAUUUGUCUCGUUAAAGGAGCCACGGGUUCAAAAUAAACUCAAAAGGUUGGACACAUUGGAGUUCAAACAACUGAUUCAUAUUGAGCACCAGCCUAACGGAGGUGCAUCAGUUAUCCAUGCCUACAGUAAUGAACUCUCCCACUUAUCUCCUGUGGAGAUGGAGAGAUUUGCAGAAGAGUUUGUGGGUCUGGUUUUUAGUGAAAAUGAAAACUGUGCAGCUUACUAUGUAAUGGGUAUUGUUCAUGGGGCAGCUACUUAUUUACCUGACUUUUUAGACUACUUUUCGUUUAAUUUUCCCAAUUCACCAGUGAAAAUGGAGAUUUUGGGAAAGAAAGAUAUAGAGACAACGACUAUGUCAAAUUUUCAUGCUCAGGUAAAAAGAACAUACUCUCAUGGUACGUAUAGAGCUGGCCCAAUGAGACAGAUCAGCCUGGUUGGAGCAGUUGAUGAGGAAGUGGGGGAUUACUUCCCUGAAUUCCUUGAUAUGUUGGAAGAAUCACCCUUCUUAAAAUGUACACUGCCAUGGGGAACACUUUCUAGUUUAAAAUUAGAGAGUCGUAAAGACAGUGAUGAUGGUCCCAUUAUGUGGGUACGUCCAGGAGAACAGAUGAUCCCUGUGGCUGACAUGCCAAAGUCACCUUUCAAAAGGAAGAGAACUACCAAUGAAAUAAAAAAUUUGCAGUACCUACCUCGAACCAGCGAACCCCGUGAAAUGCUAUUUGAAGACCGGACACGAGCCCAUGCAGAUCACAUAGGACAAGGUUUUGAACGACAGACUACAGCUGCUGUGGGAGUAUUGAAGGCUGUGCACUGUGGAGAGUGGUCUGAGCAGCCUCGUAUAACCAAAGAUGUAAUUUGUUUUCAUGCUGAAGACUUCUUAGAGGUAGUUCAGCGAAUGCAAUUAGAUUUGCAUGAGCCUCCACUCUCACAGUGUGUCCAGUGGGUUGAUGAUGCAAAACUUAAUCAACUGCGAAGGGAAGGCAUUCGAUAUGCCAGAAUUCAGUUGUUUGAUAAUGACAUUUAUUUUAUUCCAAGGAAUGUUGUGCACCAGUUCAAAACAGUUUCAGCUGUGUGCAGUUUGGCUUGGCACAUCCGGCUCAAGCUAUAUCAUUCAGAGGAAGAACUUUCUCAAAAUGCAAGUACUGUUGAAGCAGGGACCUCUGCAGACUCCAAGUCUUCGGUUAUUGGACUUCAGACUGACAGCAGAAUUUGUACGAUGAGCAAAAUUACCUCCGAAGACACCAAAUUUUCAGAAGUUCUGCCGACAAAGUAUCUGCAGCAGGAAUUUAUGCCGAUAAAACAUGAACCUGUCGCAUCUCACCGAAUAAAAGAAGAACCCGUGAAUGUUGAUCUUGCUGAAAAGACAGUGGCACCUAAUGAGGUUGGGGGCCAGAACAUUCAGACUAGAUUGGAUCAUGUUGAGUUGACGGCAUUUAAGUUGGAAGUGGAUUCUAAAUUUGAACCUGGCAACAAGGACUUACAAGGCAAGUUAUGCCCUGGAGGUCACAUACAUCCGGAUGAUACAAGACAACAUAGUUCAUCAUAUCCAAAAGUGCAUGGACAAAGAGAGGAUGAUUUUUUGUGCUAAAUUUGUAUAUAUGGUUUUAAAUUCCUUUUUAAACUUAAUGAUGUAAUAAUGUAAAGAUUCAUAAAUUCUGUGAGGCAAGUUUGUGACUUGCCUUCGCAUCUGUUACAGAAAAUAGUUAUGUAGCUUUGUAACAUUCCUCAGUGCCUGUCCAUAACUGUGAAGUAUCAAAGCACUUAGGGCCAGAUGCACUGUAAACACUGCAGGUUUAACAUAAAGAAGUCUUUAAAUAAUUUUGAGUUGUAGGUUUUAGAGUAGAGCUGACAUUUAACAUAUAUAUUUUUUGUAAGAUGAGCCAGAAUUCUUUUUGACAAUUCCAGGCUUUUCCAUAGAGCUUAUUUAUACCAAUUUUUUCAUUUUAAAUGUGUCAGCACUGUAGUUGUAAAUAUCUUUUUUAAAAAUCUUUUUAGUGUGAUUUAUACUGAAAUGUGAGCCGCUUAAUAAAGGUUCAUAAUAACAGAUUGGUUUUAUUUUUGGGUCUGCAAAAAAUAAUUCAGUUAAACUGCCUCUCUAGAUGGUUAUGUUUCUACCUGCACUAAUGCAUAGGACGAUGCCCUUACGCCGUUGUGGGGUGAGGAGCUGUAGCAAACUGAGGUAGAGCUGAGGCAUUCUUUGUAAAUCAAGAUUAGUCAGAAUGCAAAAUCAGUCCUCCCUUCACAGGAUUCCUUAGAGUUGCUCAUUAAAGGCACUCCCCAAACUCCUGCUGUCAGAUGUUCGUGUGGAACAGAGGCAAAACCUUCCCCUGUGGUGGAGGACAGUUGGACACCCAGUGGGCUCCGGGAGCGCUACCAGUGACUGCAUCUCUUGAGAUGAGCUGGUGCAAGGGAGCAAACUCCCUUCCGUGCUUGCCACUUCCACCUGCUCAAGCCACAGUUAAGACAGAUCCAUUUCACUUAAAAACCAAACACACAGCAACAACCGCCCCUCAACUUAAUCAGUUAUCUGACUAAAAUUUAAAAAGAAAAAAGUAAAUAGUUACUUGUCAAGUUACAAAGGCCUCGACGUUAGCAGUAGCCUGUAAUUCACAGAGACGCAUUUGGGUUUGAGUUGCUCCCUAUGCUGAUAGCAUCAGGCAAUAACGAUACUUGCCAGUGUGUCUGGUAGGAAGGUUCCUCAUGAGUCCCAGUUUGGAAGCAAGAGUUACUUCAUUAAGAAAAUAACAGCGGUGUCCAAGUUAACUGUUCUCUUCUUGCCCCACCUGUGGAAUGCUUUCAUUCUCUUAAGCCGUGUUCUGAGGGCAGAGGAUUUCAAGGCUAGCUAGCAUCUGAUGUAGUAAUGGCAAAAACACUGUAAUUUAACUUAUUUAAUUCUUUCUGUAACAUAUUACUGUAUAGUUCAAACACAUCUGAAUGAUAUUUCUUUUUCAGGUAGCUGCAAAUAGUAGUAAGCUGCCCUACAGCCAGUCCUUCAACUAAGUGUUUAAAAUUUAAGGUCCUGGGUCUGUUAUUAUUUCCAAAGCCCUGUGCAUCUGAUUUUUUAAAUUGUUAUUUUUGUCUUCAUUUGUAGCAAUAGAACAAUGUGAUUUCCAGGUGAUACCUAGUUCAACUACCUGAGGCCCUUUGGUUGUAAACAUUCUUUGCCUAAAAUUUGUGUUAAAAUUCAAGGUGUUACUGCAUACUUAUGCUUGGCACUAAAAUCAGCCAUUUAACAGAUGAAUGCCCUGAUAUGUUUAAAUCCAAAAUAGGUCUGUCAAGGAAUUAUUGUUUAGCAAUUCAAGUACUGAUUUAGUUAUUACUGCUACAUAGCCAUAAUUACGUAUUAGAGAAGCAAUAGAAAUAUGAAUCUCUUGGAUGUGGCUAAUAUGUCUGUGAGUCUUACUGCUAUUUUCUUUAACAUUGGCUAAGAGAUUACUACCAGUUUUGCAGCCUCAGGGAUCUUGCUUUCCCCUCACGCCAUGAGCAAAUGAUUCAUGUGUGACAUGGUAAGUUAUUACUCUGGCAGAUUCUGAAUUGAAAAAUUAACUGGUUCAUGUAAGAAUUUGAGCCUUCCCGAUAGCAGUGGUCUCGGCUCCCUUUGUUUUUUGGAUUAUCUGGAAACUUCCACCCAUAAUCUCUUUGGCUUUAUGAACAUCCAUACACAAUUAUGUAACCUUCCAUUCCCGCUCUCUGUGCCAGCCGUUGGAGAACAGUGAAAGAGAAGAGCUGCAGGUUGUAGGUUGUACCAAACAUGCAGCUUUCCAAGGGGGCUAGCAGAAGGCUCCAGCUUUAUCAAACCCAGCCACGCCAGAUACAGCUGUUCUUUAAAAAAAGCAAAAACGAAAACCUCAACUAUUUAGUUGGGGGGGGAGGAAAAAAAAAAUUUUGUAUGCUGGUGAUCCGUAUGCUGAUCAUUCUGGUUCAAGUAUUUUUUUUUUUAAUCUGUCAGAUUUUAGUGAAGUGUACACAUCCCCUUUGACAGCACACAACUUUCUGCAUCGUAGGCCCUGUCCAGACUGAAGAAAUAAAUCUUUAAAAAUGAUUUAGCAAACAUAACUUUACACUUAAGAGUAGAACUUUGUUCCCUUUUGAAGACAUGCUCGGUGGUCUUGGCUGAUACGGCCUCAAACUUCUGCUCAGGUAUGCCUUGGUUCUGAAAUUUUGUUUCUAAAUUGCCUGCAUCUUCAACUCAGUUUUUUCUGUUUUUUUAAUCAGAUUCAGAAUUUUAAGAGAUUAAAAAAAGUGGAAGUUUUUGCAAUCUUUAUGCAUCCUUUAUUUUUGAUUUUUGAGACAGACUAGAUUCUCAUUUUUAGACAGAAUUCCUUGCAGACGGAAUAUGAACAAUACUGGGAUUACCAAUGGCUGUCAGAAAACUCCCUUUGUAUUCAAAGGUGUAAACAGUCCGUGUCAACUGGCUGUAUUAGUGUAUACUUCUUGCCUUGCUUUUUUUCUUAAAAAAAAAAAAAAAAAAAAAAAAAAAAGUUUUUUGUCCUCGACCUGUGGUGUAUUCAUUUUGAUGCGGUUUCUCUUUAAGAGAGGAGUACCUUUUCUGAGAAUUUCAGCUCCCAAAAUGUUCAUUAGUCCGACAAAGGUCUUGCUUUGGUUUCAAGUGGUCCUAUGCUCUAACUUUUAAUCCUGCUACGUACAACUUCAUAUUCAGACUUUUGCUUCAGCAAUAAAUCUUUCAUGCCUUCUGAUGUACUGAAACUAGUCUUUGCUUAUUACUUCUGGCCCCCGUCUCCCCCCCUCGAAUUUCAGUUAUAUAUAAAUCUUCCUGUUAUUUCAGCUGAAAUCUCCAGUGUUUUAGCUGUCUCUCUUGGCCCUUGUUGUUCUGCAGAUUGGAAAAAUCUGCUUUAGGCCCAUUGCCUGUACUGCAGUGGUAUUGACAUCUGUGCGUUUGCAGUUAAUGACAUGAUGUGCAGAAAUUUAGACGUGUUUUCCUAGGUACUGGUACCAUAUUUGUGGGUAGCAAAGAAUUGCAUUGUUACUGUCACUACCAAUAGCUUUCAAGAUGGUAGUUUUCUUUUUUUUUUUUUUUUUUUAAAUUACUAGAUCUUUUGCAUUUCACUGGCAACUGACUUCAUGUGUUACAUACAAGUGUUACUCAGUGUUGUAUCACCCCCCAGCCCUCCAAAUGCCUGCAAAUUGACUCUGAAACAGCAUUUUCAUUACAGGUACUGCCGGCAUGCAGAUUUUCCCUUCCUUGUUACUAUAGUGAAUAUUUCAAUACUUCUUUAACUGAAAUAUUAAUUCUAUCUAGUAUUAGAAAUAGAGUAUUAUUUCAGAGGGUAAUGAUUUAAGUAUUCAUCUGUGAAAGAAUUCCUUGGUGAUAAAUAAAAUUGAUUUUUAAGCAGAUAUGUAUGUGCACAGUAAAUAAGUUGGCAUUGCAAAUGAUGUAGGAAAUGGAAACAUAAAAUAGUAGAAUGCUGUGAAACAGAUCUGAACAUUACAUAUUUGGAAAAUUUAAUAAGUCUUCCAAGAAACAUGGGAUUGGUAUUCAUUGAUCAAAAUGACUGUUUUCUAAUACCUGCAUGUGAGUAAGGAUGCUGAAUUGAUUGAAAUAAAUCCAUGUUUUCUCCAUGCUCAUUGGCAAAAUGAACUGUUGUGAGACGGUAGGCUGCCACCUGACCCUACUAGUAUGAAAACUGUACUAAUUCUGAUCAAGAGAUAAAAGAACUUUGCAGGCUUCUCAAGUGUAAUUUUAUUAAUUUUUUUCUAGUGGUCAAAUAUGUAGAGAACCUUGUCUUUGGGCAGACCAGUGCUUGUUACCUGACUGUGGAUGUAAACAAGUUGGAAAUGGACAAAUUCCCACUGAUCUGUGCUUCGCUGUGAAUGACAUUGUUGAGAAUGUUUUCUUUGAUUGUGAGCACUGUGUUCAACUGAUAUUUUACUACUUUCUCAAACGGAUGAAAUGCACUUUAAAAACUGUAUAAUAGGUGAUAGUGAUAUUUUGUGCAGAUCCCACUGAAUUUGCUGCGUACAUGGGAAAAUUUGGGAAAACUGAUUCCCAUCAGUCACUCAUUUUAUUUUUCUUAGAAAUGCCAAUUAUUUUGUGUUCUGUUCAGAAGCAGUGAUUAACUUCACGAUAUUUAGGUUGCUAUUUCUAUUAGAAUCAUCAGGGAUACUGACUUUGCGAAUUUAGUGUAUUAUAUUCUAACCACUGUUUUUCUCUGUGCUAUGAUGCUAAUAUUUCCUCUGCUUCAGAGCCGUGCUGUACUUGAGUGCCAGCUAAACACUGAUCUUCUCAUGUUCUGGUCAUGCUGAUAGAUGAGCCUACUGAUGAGGGCAUUAGUCCUAAAUAGUCCUUUAAUAUUUGGUGUACAGUUAUGAUAAUCUAAUACAAAUAUUGAUUAAAACAGCAGUUUAAACUUCUAUUUUUAUCAAGUUUGAUUUGUCAAUAAGUAUUUUGAUGUUUUCUUUACCAGUCCAUUUCCAAUCUAUCCAAAUGAAAGUGCAAUGUAUGGUAGAGCUAAGGCCUGUGUUGUAAGAACUGUGCUUUUUAUGGCACCAUUUUUAUCUGGUUGUCUCAAGACAAAAUAGCUGAGAAAGCUACUUCUUAAGUCUCUCAAGAAGAUGACCUUGAGAAUUAGAGCUGUGUGGAAGACUAAUGUAACCUAAGUCAAGACUGCUAUGUCAUAAGCAAGGAAUAACACUCAGGUAUUUGUCUGUCUAAUCAAUGCAGCUGAGAACUUUUGUUAAUCUCAGAAAUGAAGUUUUGGGACUAAAAAACAUAUUUUAGCAGCGAUUUCUUUAUAAACUCCAAAAGGAAGACUGAGAUAAAACUAACACAGAUAAACUUAAGAUUGGGUUCUCCUUUCUUGCCCUUAUGCUGACGCUCUGUGCUAUAUGAAGACUUGUCUUACAUUUGCCUGCUUGUGAUGCUGGUUUUAUUAGAAAAGGCAGACUGAAGGAAAUACUGUUACCGAGGUGCAGAUUUUUCCACUCUUUAUCCAACUUCAGUACAAGGAAAAAAUGUUGAUUUACUAUUGAAUAGUACCAUAGAGAUUCAACUGCAGUGAUUCCUUAAAUUGCCUUAGUCCACAAAAGCCUGAUGCUUUUCAGCAGCAAGUUGAUACCCGGCCCUGUUCAGGUAUAAAAGGUUCAUAUUGGAGACUAACUUCAUCCAAACCUCAAAACAGUAAAGGUCCAAUGAAAAGGUACACCCCUUUUCCGACUUGGCGUAGUUCUUUUUACCUCAAUCUUAAUUACAAAAAAAAAAAAAAAAAAAAAAACGUGUUACAUGAUAGUGCUAUGCUUUCUGUGAUAAUAAAUUAAAAGAGCUUCCUGAGGAUGUAGUUAUUUGGGAGCUUUAUUACUGAAAACCAAUGUGAUUUGUUCCCAAAAUGUAGUGGUGUUAAAAUAGGUAACACCUAACAUUGUUAGAAUUCUGAGAUUCUGGGAGUCUCAGAUUUCACGUUCAUCAAUACCUUUGCAUCACCCAACUUUUGAACUGGGAAAAUAUGAAAAUUUCCAUGAGGUUACUCUUAAGAUUUUGUUUCUGUACUACUGUGCAUAUAUGUCACAAAAAUAGCAGUGCUUUCAUCUCUUAAAUUGUUGUGCGACUUAGUCCUGUGGUAGCUUCUUUUUUAAUAUUGUCACCCAUGCCGAGCAGUGCAUUUUAGGUUCAUGUACACAUGUCUUUAGAGCAUUCAGGUUAAAGUUUGUUGAAGGUGAGGAUGUAUAUCACAUAAUUGUAUUUUACAAGUAUAAAAAGAACAGAAAACUGGAUACUAGUCUACAGUGGUGACAAAUGAAAAAAAGUAGUAUGACUAGGUAAUUGCAAAUGUUAGUUUCAUGACCUUUCACACGUGCAUCAAGUAUUUUCCUUAAUCUGACAAAAGCAGAUACUCACAAUUUGUUCAAACUUGUAUAAAGUAGAUCAUAUAUCUCCAUAUACAGUAUUUAUCAAUAGGUAUGUAAUGUAUAUCAUCAAAAUAUGAUAAAUACUUCCAGUUUCAUUUCAGAACAGCAAAGCUUUUGAAUUGCAUUUCAGAUUAAGCUGCUGAAGGCAAAGCUCUCCCCUCCACACGCCCCACCAGCUGCUGUGGGUAACUGGGAUGUGUUCCUUGGUGCGCUGGGAACUCGGCUCAGUUUCCUUCUGCCCAUUUCUCACAAAUCAGUAUGAGCCGUCUCGGCAUCAACUUCACCUUUUCUCUGCCAACUUCAUCAAAUCUGCUUUUCACUCAUUUCAUUCUAUUUAAUGAAGAUCAGUCCAUCAGUCUGCAAAUUUAAGAAAAAGUGUGAGGAGAACUCAUGCCAUUUCAAAUCUGUGACCUGUGCCUUCGAGAACAGGGUAGUUACAAGUACAGGUAACAGCUUCUGGAAAGGUCACAGUGUGUUUGGUAUUGUAAGUCCUUUUGAAUGAAGUUCUGGUAUCACAAAAAAGUGAGCGUGUGUAUAAAGGGGUCAGCACAGUUUAGGUCAGUUAAGUCUGAUGCAAAAUACUAGGCCAAAAGAGAUAUUCCUCUUACCAAAGUAUCUCUGUAAGGACUAGGAACUUGCAACAAAGUUUAGCACUUCCAAAGGCUUGUGUCCUAAAGGCAUCUCAUCUUGUGCUAAAGGAAGUCAAUGUGUCUGUGACUUCUGUAGGACAGCGGAAAGAAAAGUCUGCUUCAGAUUUCAAAAUCAUUACCAUUUAUUCCAAAAUUUGUAAAACUUUAAAAAAAAAAAAAAAAAAAAAAAGGGGGGGGGGGGUGUGGGCACAAAAGACAAACCAGCAACUGCAACACUGAAAUAGUUCAUCUUUUUCUGUUGAAUUAGAGGAAGCAAUUAAAAGGAGAUUUGAAACAACUGUGUUCAAUUGUUGUUAAUUAGAGAUGCCAAACUUUCAGCCAAUUGUUGUAUCUGUGAAAUAGAAGGGGUUUAUUAAGGGGGCAGAGUCACCAUUUGUGGCCCAUCUUGCUAAUAAUAUACCCAGUCCUAAUGAGGCUAGUUCCUAUUCUUCCAUCGUUUGUUGUGUUAAGUUAUAAUGAUCUGUUAACAUCAUUGGCUUGACGGAGGAAGGCUGCUCUGUGCUUCUGAGCAGUGUGGGGUUUUUUGGCAUAGCAUGAACAAGGCUUUUCUGCUUUUUAUUCUGUGGUAAGCAUCGGCUGGGGAAAGACUAUGGGAACUUGGUUUUAUGCUUGCUGGAGAUGAGUGUGUCUAUAUAUGCUUAUAUAUGUCUUGUCUGAAACGCUUACGUGGUUGUUACAUAUUUGCAUCAGUGUUUGUGAAGUGGUUCAUAAAAGUUGAUCUUAAUUGGAGGUGGGUCUUUAGGUACUCUUUCUUCUCCAUCAAUUUUAAAAUCAUCCAGUGAGAAUUCCACUUGAGGUUUAGCUUGCCUGCCAGAGGACACACCUGGAGUAUUGCAUCCUAGAAACCUCGGAGACCCCUGUUUCCAUUUGACAGAACCAAAGAACUGCUUGAAAAACUGACAUUGGGUGUACAAAUUAAGCAUAUUAUCUAUACCAUAUAUAUGCACGCAUACAUAUACUUACAUAUAGCAUGUAUAUAUGUGUGUGCUUGCUCUUGCAUUUCCUAUUUUCAGCAGGCCCAAGAACACCCACGGCGGUGAAUACUCUUCUUCCCUCCCUGCAGCUAACCCUAAUCCCAAGCGCCAUUUUAACUUGAAAAAAUCACAGAGAUGGUAAAGGAAGCCAGUUCUUCACAACAGCCUCAUCUGAGUGGGCCAAAAGUCUCUCACAAACACAAAAAAUAUUUCAGAAAUAAGUAGGGCACAGCUACAUCUCUCAAAAAAUAACUGUUCCUGAUAGGCACUGAGGGGAAGAUAUUUCCAAACAUUAGUUUCAGAUCUCCAUAAAUUGCGUGAUGUUUAUAAACUGGAGCUGAGUACAGGGCUUUGCUUAGUAAAAACUGAUGUGUUAUUUUUAUUAUAAUAAAGGGAUUAUAAAUAUUUUGGUUUUUUUAACAGCUAAUGAUCAAAGAUUUUUUGACUUUUUUUGUCAUUGCUUGGUUUCUCCUUUAACAAGGUAGGACAGUCAACCACACUAAAACCAACAUGCUAAAUUCUUUCUGAAGAUAAUUUGUUACCUGAUAAUCUGACUUGAGAUCCAUUGCCUUAGAAUGGAACAAGUGGUUUUCCUAGAUAAAGCCCUUUCAACAGUCUCCAAUAAUAUGGUUCCUAUGUAUUUAUGCCCACAUAUGUGUAACAGCACAAGUAAAUCCAAACAAUUCAGGGAGUUUUUUUUUUUUAAACCAACAAGUACAGUUGGAUGUACACAAUUAAAAUUGAGAGACACUUUGAUCUAGUCACUGGGCUCUUUUCAUUCAUUAGACAUUCUUUUGUACCCAGGAGGUGUACAUGGAUCAGUAUCUUCAGCAUGCACAUUAAUAAUGUCAUAGACAACUCUUACAUUUGAAUUUGGUGUUCUUGUAGCUCCUGGAAGAGCACUUACAGUCCACAAAAUAGACUCAUGGUUCCAGCUUUCCCCAGAAGUCCCAUUCAUUGCAUUUGUUACUUGAAAAAGUUAAUUUAUUCAUAUCUGAGUUUGCCAGUACUCCAUAAAGCUAAGGCUUUGCUCCUGGAGAUUUAACAUACUAGGGCAUUAAAAGACAUCUUCCUUAUUAAAAUACCACUUCCUGCAGUUAAAAAUGCAUUACAGAACUCACCGCAUAGCUGCAGUCUUUUACAGCACUGGUGAUUUAGAAGGGUAACCACCAUUGUCUCCCUCUUCUCUGGAUCAUGGAUUGCUGGCACAGUUCAGCUACUUUUUUCUCUACAUAAACAUACUGGUUACUGUCUGUUUCAGCAGCUUAAAAUGGCUUAUUUUUAGUCUUUCAGACUGGAAGUGGAUUCUCACUGUCAAAAAGAAAAUGCUGAGUCAAUCCUUUUUUGCUUCUUUUGGCAACUAUCAAUUGUUACUGAUUCUUAAAGCAGAUCUAGCACAUUUUAGAAAUUACUGUUAACUGGUUAUUUCUUGAGUGACAGCAAAUGUAGUAGUCCUCCUUCCAUGGAUUACCCAGUGUGCUGAAUAUGCUGGUAGAACACUUGUGGUUCUUUUGAGAAGAUCUACCUGCAUGUGAAGAGCCUGUAUCUUAUUCCAUGUAACAAAUAAUAAUUGUAUUAGAACAGCUUAUGUUGAACAAAUACUUUUAUUUACAAGAGCAUAUGUGACAGUUUUGAAAUAAAAAAAUGGAGCAAGUCUA